ACUGGAUAAACCAGGAUGUAAUAUUGAUCCCGUGAAGACCCGCUAUCUGUUGUUUUUUUUUAAUACAAACACAAAGCUCUGUCCCGAGGAUAUAGAUUCAGUGGUCGUGUGUGUGUGUGUGCGUGUGUCAUGUUUUCAUCCAUACUGUAAGAACAAGGGAACUAGACGCUGUAAAUAGACAUUAUUUCUUGCUAUUGGCGGAUACUCAACAACUAAUUGGCUAUAUAGGGUUUGGCUGUUAGCCGCAUGGAAAACAUGCACAUUAAAAGACACGAUGACUUCAGAACUAAUGUCAAACGUCUGAGCGACGAAGAGGACGAAGACAUGGGUACGAAAUUUGGAUCCAAAGCAUCACUGGAAGGCAAACAAGACCAAGAAAUGUUGGACGUGUUACCUUCAAGUAUGGAUCUGCCAGAUAAUGUCAGAUCACAAACAUCACUGUGUGAAUUGCCAUAUGGGGUCACUUUAGAACUGAUGAAUUCAAUGGACAAUGAUAAAGGAUGGGAACAGUUAGCUGCUGCAGUAGGAUACACUUUUGACAAUCUAUUACGUUUGGGACGCAAGCAAAAAGAAGUAGAUGGCAGUCCAACUAAAACACUCUUAUGGGAGCUGGGCAGCAAGAGCUAUACAGUAAAAACUUUGUAUGAAAAGUUAAGAUCCAGGGAGAGAGUAAGAGACAUGCAAAUUUUAUUAGCCUAUGUGAAAGGCUGUACAGAAGAAGAACAAUUGAAAAAGACAAUGAAGAAACCUUAUUACACAAGCGUACCUUUGCCCAAAGAACUUGAUUCACCAUUGCUUUCCCAGAAUUCAAGUCUGAACUCUCCCAACAGUGAAGUUAAUUUCAACCAGCCUCAUUCAAUGAACAGGGUUACCAAGACGCUAGCUACCAACAAGAAGUAUGAUGACAAGGUGAUCCCAGGGACAGUUGGACAAGGGGAAUUAGCCUCACUUUACAGUGAUUUUACCCCUGGAAUGUCUAGUGAGGGUUACCCAAGGUCCUUGCACAACCAGUUAGCAGAUUCGCUGGCUAAGUUUCCUGGUAGUGUGUCGCCACAGAGACAUCAGCCCAUAGAAAUGUCUGAAACCCAACUGCAGAGGCCUGUCAGCCAUUCUCCUACUUCCCCUCCACAAGGUGCUACUAGUAGGGCAUCCUCAUCAGGGGCAGAAAACAUUAAGAGAAUGCUGCAAGAUCCUGUCUUGGUGACAAGUCCUUCAACACAGAGCCCAGGUAGUCGGUCACCCUUGUCUAUCGGACUUCAGCUACCAAAGGGUUUAAUUCCAGGCUCUUUGACUUCAAGCCCAGACCAAUCCAGGCAGGAAGAAAACAUGGCUGUGAUGGUCAAGUCCCCAUUUAGCUGUGAUGAGCUCUAUCAAGCCACCGAGGGAUAUAGUGAUAGGAAUGUACUGGGAGAGGGAAACUUUGGUAAAGUGUACAAAGGUCAUCUGCGGGGUCAAGAAUGUGCAAUUAAAAAGUUAAAAACUUCUAUCCAUGAUGCUGAGGAUCUGUCCAAACAAAUAACAGCGGAAUUAACAACAUUGUUGAAAUAUCAACAUGAAAACAUCCUGACAUUAUAUGGCUAUGCAGUAGAUAAUCUAGAGCUGUGCCUAGUGUACCAGUAUCUCAGCAAUGGAUCAUUGGAAGACCGCCUGGCCCUAAAAAAUAAUUCUCAGCCCCUUUCCUGGGAACGUAGGCUAAACAUUAUUAUUGGUACAUGUAAGGGUCUUUCCUUUCUCCACACAAUGGGAGAUCAACCUUUGAUUCAUGGAGAUAUAAAAAGUGCAAACAUUUUGCUGGAUAAAUAUUUGGAGGCCAAAAUAGCUGACUUGGGGCAGGCCAAAUAUGCCACUAGUAGCAGCACGGAUAGCAAAGGCUUCACCCACAUCACUAUAGCUGAGAGUCUGACCAAGCAGUUCAGCACCAAGGCAUAUCAGGCACCCGAGGUGUUCAGUGGUAUCGGUACCACCACACUGUCCACAAAGUCGGAUGUGUUUGCACUGGGUGUGGUCAUGCUUGAAAUUUGCACUGCUAUCAAAGCCCAUGAUCCAAACCUGCAGACAUUUCUAAAAGACUAUUUUCUAGAGUAUGAAGGUACCACAACUGACUGGGCAAGUAGCUGUAAAGAUUCUUACUUGGAUUACAUAGGAAUAGAACCCAUCGUGCAAGUGUUAAAUGUAGCUAAGAAAUGUAUGGACCGAGUUAAAAAGAGACGACCAGAGAGUAAGAAGCUUCUUGAUGAAAUGAAAAAAAUCUAUGAAGCUACUUGUAGCUUUGAGCCUCAGAUGACUUCAUCCAAUCUGCCUACAAUAGGUUCAGUAUUUGUUUCUUCCAAAACUAAUGCUAUUGAGCAGAUGCAGCAAGAGUUGAUAGAUGGGUGUCAACAGGCCUCAAGAAAUUCUUAUUCCUUCCAGACUAGCAUGGCUAGCCCCAGUAAGCCAGCAUAUCUUCAAAUGGACAGAAGCAAAGAUGUGUCUGUGCCCUUGCUGUUACAAGCUGCAUAUGAUGAACAUGCAGCAGAUGUUUUUAGACAGUCGUCUCGGGACAGUAAUAGUAGGGUAAAUUUUGAGCUUCCUCAGUCAGACCCUAUGAAGCAGGCGGAACUAGACCGCUUUGACGCACUUAACAUUGGUGAAGGUAUAAAUGAGGUAACCUCUUUGGCAUGUGAUCCAGCCAAAAUUGCUUAUCUUACACAGUUUGAUGAGAGCCCUUAUACCAGCCAGAAGCCACAAUGGCCACCAGUGUCCCCAUCAGCCUCACCAUCAGCCACAUAUGGACCUGAGGGAUUCAGCACUUGCUCUCGCACCUCAGAACUGGCCCAACAUGGGAGUAACUGUGCGUCUGGAAACAGUGGCUUCAGUGACAGCAGUUCAGGUGGCUGCACAAGCAACACAUCACAUGCUCCUCUCAGUGGUGUAUCAACCCCUGGCUCUGACUCAAGUGCCACCAAGCACAAGAGUAUGAAAUUUCUAGAUGACUACUUAGAACAGAUAGGAAACUGUCCUGAUGAAAAUUAAAGGAAAAGAUAUAUUCAAACUAUUAAUUUGUUCUGAGUAAUGAGAGCAUCUGAAGAUGUGCCUUGCUAGUGACUGGUGCUGUAGUUUACAGUGAAGCAGUUAAUGCCAAAUGUGUGAUGUUUGAAAUGUAUCUUAGUUCUUGUUGAUAGCAUUUUUGUUUAGCAAUAAGUUACCAUUGUUCUUAUACUAAUCUCAAUUGUUGGUUUUGUAUGUAUCUGCUUGAGUGAUCUCAGUAUAAAAAAAAAACGGCUUAACCCUCUCGCUAAAACUGUUAAUUUUUGUGUGUACUGAAUUUUGUUGAUUAUCAGAGGGAAAGGAAAUUUUCCUUACAGACUUUUUCAUGCAUGCUUAAUUUUUUUUUCAAUUCAAAGAUUUGAAUUUCCACGGCAGUAUGUUGGGCGAAUAACUAGCUCAUUAGAUUCAGCCAGCAGCAGUUAACAAAGAUUUGAAUUUCCAUGGCAGUAUGUUGGGCGAAUAACUAGCUCAUUAGAUUCAGCCAGCAGCAGUUAACAAAGAUUUGAAUUUCCACGGCAGUAUGUUGGGCGAAUAACUAGCUCAUUAGAUUCAGCCAGCAGCAGUUAACAAAGAUUUGAAUUUCCACGGCAGUAUGUUGGGCGAAUAACUAGCUCAUUAGAUUCAGCCAGCAGCAGUUAACAAAGAUUUGAAUUUCCACGGCAGUAUGUUGGGCGAAUAACUAGCUCAUUAGAUUCAGCCAGCAGCAGUUAACAAAGAUUUGAAUUUCCACGGCAGUAUGUUGGGCGAAUAACUAGCUCAUUAGAUUCAGCCAGCAGCAGUUAACAAAGAUUUGAAUUUCCACGGCAGUAUGUUGGGCGAAUAACUAGCUCAUUAGAUUCAGCCAGCAGCAGUUAACAAAGAUUUGAAUUUCCACGGCAGUAUGUUGGGCGAAUAACUAGCUCAUUAGAUUCAGCCAGCAGCAGUUAACAAAGAUUAAAUGGGGCCAGCACAGUAUCUAUUUGCCUUAGUUUUUUUUUGUUUUUUAAAUUAUGUCUAGAAUUGUAAAUGAAAUUCCUUUUUUUUUUCCAAACUUAGAGCUUUUUGCUGGGCAAGGUGCACUAACAGUUUUGUCUGUUCAUUUUAUUCUUCUUUGAUAGCUCUACUUAUAUACAUCUACAACAUAGUUGGACAUACUAACCUGGUUAAUUUAAGUCUGUCUGCUGCUGUCAAGUGAAAUGUGCCAGCUUGGGGCUCCAUUGGGAACAAUCAGUGUUUUUGUGAUUUAUAGACUGUAAAAAUAUUGUUUGAAAAAACACACCAAAAGGGCAACUUUUUUUUUAUUGCUGUGAUGUUUCUUUUUUCUUUAAUUUAUUUUUCACAUUUUGUAAUGUGUUUAUUGUCAAGGGAUUGUAAUGUGUUUAUUGCCAAGGGAUUGUAAUGUGUUUAUUGUCAAGGGAUUGCCUUCAACUUCCAGUUAAGUAUCUAUUCUUGCCAAGUUUUUGACUCUUCCAUUGACAUAAUAAAAAAUUCUUUUUCCAUUAAUGUUGGUUUGGAUUGAGCUGCGAACCCCCUGCUACAUAUGCUCACACUACCACAAAGCAUCAGGCUUGUGAGGGUUAAAGCUGGUUAAAAAAAAAAACCAAAAGUAAUGACAAAAGUCUGCAUAAUAAAAACAGAAUAAUUUGUUCAUAGCUACGACAUGAAUCAAAAAAUGUGUUGAAAUUGUUGUUAAAUUAAGCAUUCCUGUUGGCUUUUCAAUACAUGCAAUUACUGACUGAUAGUAAUGCCUUCUUUGUUUGAUGGUAAACAUUGGCUCAGCUCAAUGAUGGUUCCAGUGAAAGUUGUGAUGGAAAGAAACCAAGCUGUGAUUACUGUAUCAUAGAAUGUGAGGUAACAGUACAGUCAAAUAUUAACUUCCAUGGAUGUAGUUCUUUACCUGUAAACUUGCAUUUUGUCAUUCCCACUGUCUUAUGUUCAUAUCUUCUGAGAUGCUACUUGGAAUAUUAGCUUUACAGUGUUGUAUGGGAGGAGUUGUUUUGCUAAAAAAAAAUAAAUCCUACUUUGAAUAGAAUAUUAAAAGGGUUGCAUAUCAGUAUGGUAACACAAAUAUGCAUAUGUACUUAUAUAAUGUGUAAAUUAUUGCAUGUGAAUUUACAGUAUUAUAUUAUCUGAGUUUUCCUGACAGAAUGGAUCAAUAUAUUCGUUACAUUUGUAAUGCAGAACAAAAAUGUCAUUUCUUUGAGUUAAAUCCCUUGAAAAUUCUACCUCUUAUGUUCCAAUGGAAAUCUUCCAACUACUGCAUCAUUGAAAACUUGUUCAAAACUUUCUUGUACAUUUGUAGUAUUAAUGACAUUGACUUCUUGUUCUUGUUUAUACAAUGUGAUUUGCUACUAAGUCAUUAAAAAGGAAAGAUUGAAAUA
This is a messenger RNA of Biomphalaria glabrata, 5387 nucleotides long. RefSeq lists its product as uncharacterized. The transcript is spliced from 16 exons. The coding region runs from base 247 to 3012 and encodes 921 amino acids. The record is from RefSeq and is a predicted model, not a curated record. Gene Ontology annotation, molecular function: protein kinase activity; ATP binding. Gene Ontology annotation, cellular component: plasma membrane. NCBI's taxonomy places the organism in Eukaryota, Metazoa, Mollusca, Gastropoda, Planorbidae. Gene Ontology annotation, biological process: protein phosphorylation.